GCAUCAGAGCAAUUGACUAUACAGUACCUCCGUACUACAGUACUCGACACUUCCCCCAACAACAACACCAUACACAGCAGAAACACAGCCAUCAAUCGCAUUCACCACGACACGACGACAAUUUAGUUCAUGACGAAUGUCAAUGUCCCAUGGUCUCGGCUACGAUCGGAGUCAAGAGGCGAUGCGCCACAAAUGAUACCAUACCUUCCUCCCGUCUUUUCCACAGCAGAGCGCGGCAAUACGCCCACGCCUAGCCUAGCCACACGAUGAGAUGUAAAUGAUGGAUGGAUUGGCACGCUUGGGAUCCAAUGGAACACGGACGAAUGAAGGAGUUGCGAUAUCGCACGAUGUGGUAAUAGCCGUGGGGGUUCCUUGCCGUGCUCUAGACUCUGGUAGCUUCAAGAAGCUCUAUACAAGUAGUCGGGUAGAAUGUCCAGCGAGCAGUGAGCAGCAUCUUUGCAAUUGACUCAACACCAUCAAUGCUGAAAUAUGGCGGACGAAAAGAAGACUUUCCCAUCCGAUACUGGAUAUGCGAGAGCGAUCCAUGCGCCGAGUGUGGACGUGGAAGACCACGAUGUCGCGAUUACGAUGGUGGGGGAGCAUAGGCAGGAGCUUGACCCCGCGGCAGAAGCUCGAGUCGUGCGGAAGCUCGACCUCUUUUUGAUCCCGGCGAUGAUCAUUCUGUAUGGAUUUGUCUACUAUGAUAGUAUGCCCCUUCCACUCCCAUCUUUGCCAUUGCCAGCUCUGACAAUCCUGCAGAAGCGAUCCUCGGAUCCGCAGUCCUCUUUGGCAUGACCACAGAUCUCCACCUCUCCCGAGUUCUUCCCACCAACCCUCCCACGACCGAUACCUCGCGUCUGAGCUGGGCGACCUCAAUGUUCUACUUUGGCAUGCUGGCAGGUCUAUACCCCAUGACCUUUGCCCUACAGAGAUUCAACAUGGGACGGAUUCUCGGCGUGGUGGUUUGCUUCUGGGCAUUGGUGUGUCUGCUCACGGCGGCAGUGACAAGCUGGCAAGGUCUCUACGCGCAACGGUUCUUUUUGGGAUUCGUGGAGAGUAUUAUCCCCACGGGUCUCAUGUGUAUCGUGACUUCGUUCUAUACGCAAAAAGAGCAAUCCCUGCGACAGAGCUGGUGGUUCUCUUCCACUGGUAUAUUUACCAUUGUUGGUGGGGCCUUGAACUAUGGAUUUGGACAGAUUAAAGGAGGGGCCUUGAAGAGAUGGCAGUACAUCUACCUCCUAGCUGGAUCAUUGACUUUCCUACUAGGUCUUGGCUGCUUCUUCGUGCCUUCGUCUCCUACAUCUGCGUGGUUCCUUACCAAAGACGAAAGAUUCAUUGCUACCGAGCGCCUGAGAACGGGACAAACUGGAGUCCGCUGCACGAAAUUCAAGUGGUAUCAAAUCCGUGAAUCAAUUCUCGAUAUCAAAGUAUGGCUUAUCGCCUUGAUGAUGGCAUCAGCCUACACCGUCAAUGGGGCAGUCAGUGGUUUCGGUCCCUUGAUCGUUUCCACGUUUGGGUAUUCAAAUCUGGAUUCUAUCCUCUUUCAAUUCCCCCUGGGCGGUAUUUGUCUUCUUAGUAUUCUCCUCACUGGCUAUCUAUCUUCUCGUUUCCCAAAUGUUCGUGUCAUAUUGCUCAUCAUCUGUUGUCUACCUGUCAUUGCAGGCUGUGCAAUCAUCUGGAAAAGCUCGUGGUUUCAUCGAGCAGCCGCUCCCGUUGUCGGCUACUCCAUCAUCGGGUUCUUCGGCGCAGUCGUCUCGCUCGUAAUCACACUGGGUAUGGCCAAUGUCGCUGGACAAACCAAAAAGUGCUUCAUGGCAGCCACGAUCUUCGUUGCCUACUGCGUGGGAAAUAUUGUGGGUCCUCAGUUGAUCAAAUCACAGACCAAAUCUCGACAUUACCCUGAACUAUGGACGGGUCUGAUAAUUUGGUAUAUCCUUCUUACACCCCAUCGUCUCCUGUCUCUGCUUACCAAUCGAUAUAGCUAUUGCAUCACGAUUACCUCUGCGAUUGCGUUAUACAUCGUUCUUUGGAGGGAAAACAAACGCAGGGAGGGCUUGGAUCUGAAUGAGACUGAGAGAGGUAAGAUGGCUUUCCAUGAUUUGACGGAUAAGGAGAACCCGUAUUUUCGGUACAUGAUGUAGGAUGGAAGGUUGGGGGAGGUUUCUGAGCAUACUAUAGUGCUGUAUCCCUUCCAGACAAUCAAGUGCCAAAAAAAGGGGCACCAAAAGUGGAGUAAAGCAUCCAUUUUUCCAACAUCUUCUCCGCAAAAUAAAGCCGUUUAGCCAACUAGCCAACUAGCCAACUAGCCAACCAAAACACGUUACCAAGUAUUUGAGCCUCACUUUGACCCAGUUAACCACCUGCAUCCACUUUGAGUGCACGUUUUCUUUUUGGCACUUGGUUGUCUGGAAGGGAUACCUGGUCCUGUAGUGAAUAAAUUGAGUUAUACUGGAACUCUACGAGCACUACUCGUAUGAUUUCGUAGAUACCAGUACACUUUUCGAACGGAGGGGCAGCGAGGCAGUCUUAUCUUCAGCGGUGAUAUUUCCUAAUGAAGCACAUCCCCGAAGAGACAUGGUCGUUAUUCUGUACAGUAUACUCCCCUCUUCAAAUAAGCUUUUUUUACAAGGACGAGUGUUAUACAAUUAACAUACCUAGGUAGCUAGCUAUAUCAAGAGCUUAGAAAAAUUGUUACCGGUUACUUUUUAUAAGCUUACCUUGGUAUUAGUAUAACCAACUUCCUAGGUUUUACCUAGGAGUAGAAUUUUAGUAAAAAUAACUUUUUAUAUAGUUUAUUAUCUUACCUCGGUUCCCCGCGCGUACCGAGGUGUCGACCUCCAAAUCCUUCGCAGGAUUCAACGACGCCAAUCCACAGAACAUCCCCUCUAUUUCCCCAUCCAAGCCCUUCAAUUCGUCGUCCCGCGCUCUAGAAAACCAUCCACAUCCACUCUUUCGCGUUAAAAUCUGCAGCCAAGUCCCACCCCUCCACCAUCCUACUACCCCGCCCUAAAAAAAACCUACGUACACAGCUCAACUCAUUUUAAAUGUCAAAUAAAAAGGCUCUGGAUCCCCCGCACCUCCAAAAAUUUCUUGGUGAAAGGAAAAACAAGGAAAGAAAGGAAUUGCGGAAAUCGAAAUCAUGUCGAAAUCUACCUACCAAACCGUUGUCCUGGCUAAACGGCCCACGGCCACUAUCGUCCCGGGGGAAACUUUUGAGGUUAAGGAGAGGCCGCUUUUGACGGAGAGGGAUUUGGGGGCGGGAGAUGUGUUGGUUGAGACGCUUUAUCUGAGUUUGGAUCCGGCUAUGAGGGGGUGGUUGAAUGGUAUUGUUGUUUGGCUUUUUUGUUUACUUCCUUUUCUUGUCCAGAUUUUCCUCGCUUGGUUGCUUGAUGUUGUUUAGGGGCUGAGGAGAGGAGAUGGGGAUUGAAUGGAUUGAAUGGGAUAGAAAACUGACGAAUCUAUCCACAGACACCCGCUCCUACGUCCCCCCCGUCCAAAUCGGCGAAAAGAUGCGCGGCUUCUGCAUCGGCAAAGUGCUCGCCACGCAAAGCCUCAAAUUCCCCAUCGGGGCCCACGUCGCCUGCUCGCACGGCUGGACCGAACUCUCCAUCAUCAAAGACACGGAGCCGACCCUCCGCAUCGUCGAGGUCCCGCAAGGUGGCAAGCUCACCGAUACCCUUGGGGUCCUCGGCGGCACGGGUCUCACGGCCUACUUUGGCAUGCUCGAUAUCGGACAGGUGAAAGCGGGGGAUUUCGUCGUGGUCUCGGGGGCGGCGGGCGCGACGGGGAGUGUGGCGUGUCAGAUUGCGAAGUUGAAGGGUGCGAGGGUGUUGGGGAUUGCGGGGAGUGAGGAGAAGGUAAAGUGGUUGAGGGAGUUGGGGUGUGAUGAUGCGGUUAAUNGGCGUGUCAGAUUGCGAAGUUGAAGGGUGCGAGGGUGUUGGGGAUUGCGGGGAGUGAGGAGAAGGUAAAGUGGUUGAGGGAGUUGGGGUGUGAUGAUGCGGUUAAUUAUAAGAGCGAGAAUUUUGCGAGGGAGUUCAAGGAGAAGACGGCGGAGUUGAUUGAUGUUUUUUAUGACAAUGUGGGUGGCGAGAUACUGGAGUUGGCGUUGAGUCGGGCGAAGGAGCAUAGUCGGUUUGUGAUGUGUGGGGCUAUUAGUCAGUAUAAUUCUGCGAAGCCACAGGGUCCUAAGGUAUGUUCUUUUUUUUCUACCCCCUCUCAUACCCCCUUCCCUUUUUCCUCACUCUCCCCUUCCUUCCUCUCUCCGUUUUCCCCCUUCCCUUAGGCCGUCCCACCUCCCCCUUCCAUUCCAAAUUUCAUCGCCCNCCCCCUUCCCUUUUUCCUCACUCUCCCCUUCCUUCCUCUCUCCGUUUUCCCCCUUCCCUUAGGCCGUCCCACCUCCCCCUUCCAUUCCAAAUUUCAUCGCCCCCCCCUUCUUUGCUACAGUAUUAAUAUUAAUCUUCAUCCAGAACUUCUCCAUGAUCAUCGCCAUGCGUAUCAAGCUCCAAGGCUUCAUCGUCUUCGACUACGCGCCCCGCUACGCCGAGGCCCGCAAGGAUCUCACGCAAUGGCUGGAAGAGGGGAAGAUCCAGCGGAAGGAGACGGUGAUGAAGGGCGGGUUGGCGAUUGCUGAUAAGGCGUUGAUGGAGUUGUAUAAUGGGGUUAAUACUGGUAUGUUAUUAUCCUUUCUCUGUUUCUUUGUCUUGGGGGGGUUGGUAAGGGAAAGUGGAGGGGGAGAGAGAUAAUCGGUGGUUAUGGAAAGUGCGUGGGAAAGUUGGGAGGAAUGCUAAUUUGGAUUCAUAGGUAAAUUACUCGUCGAGGUUAAAGCUGAGGAGGGCUUGGGGUCGAAAUUAUAGAUUUUUGUUUGUAGUGUAUAUAGCAUUAUGCAUCCUGUCUUCCUAAUGGUAGACGGGAAAUUAAAAACGCGAUUCGGUACUACCUGCUUAGUAGUAUGACUGUAAGCUGUCUUAAUCCCAGAUGCUCGUGAAAAAGUUUAAUAGGUACCUAGGCUAGGCGAAAAGAGGAGGUAGUCGGAAAAAUAAAGCUUAUUCGAAAGUUCUUUUUAG
Messenger RNA from Hymenoscyphus albidus, 5063 nucleotides. NCBI's taxonomy places the organism in Eukaryota, Fungi, Ascomycota, Leotiomycetes, Helotiales, Helotiaceae. The record is from the annotation of a GenBank genome assembly.